Linum trigynum is the source of this 2932-nucleotide messenger RNA. The record is from the annotation of a GenBank genome assembly. Lineage: Eukaryota; Viridiplantae; Streptophyta; Magnoliopsida; Malpighiales; Linaceae.
ACUUACGUUAACAUUCACCAACAUUCUCCAUUAUUCUCCUAUACUCGUUAAUAUUCUCCGUAAUACCUUAACAUUCUCCGUCAUACACUAAUAUUCCUUAUCUAGUAUAGUAUUUGAGAAAGUGUAAGGGUGUAUGUGAAAGUAGAAGAAGUAUAAAUAUGUAGUGGAAAUUGAAGGAAAGAGUAGGGAUGGGAAUUGUACGUAUAUGUAUGCAUGAACAUGCAUGAUAAAGGAAAGUGUAGGAAAUGGUAGGGAGAAGAAGGAAGUUUACGUGGGAGUGUGGAAAGAAAUAGUAAGGGAGGGAGAUGAGGUGGCAUCUGCCACUUGUGGGAGAAAGGGAAAGAAAGAGGGAGAAAGUGAAGGAAGAAUGAGACAAAUAAGAAGUUUAGGAAGAAAUUAAAAAAGUGAGUAAAGGAAAAAACAAAUACAGUAGUUAAAGGAAAAAAACAAUGAAGGAUUCUGAUGGUAUAAUACAAAUUUUCGGGUAUUUCGGGUACCGCAAUGAUGAACAAUUUAUCGAGUGUAUUAAUGAAAGGACAGGUGUUUAAUAUUUUAAAAUUUUAUCGGUUAAGAACUGGGUCUAUCAAUUGCCCCCCUUACCGAUAGAAAAAUUCGGAGUUCGUCCGGACAUUUUCUGACGGUAAGUCGGUAUUAGACCCAGUCUCAAACGUUGUUCCUAUAAAUACCAGAGCGGAGGGAACAUAAUCCAUUCUCCAUUUCCCAGCCUCCUGCUCUCGUACUUCUCCUCCCAUCUUUUCAUUUCUCACAAAGCAAAAGCAGUUCACUACCCACAGCAAACUCUUGUUUCACUAUCCCUAAAGUAAAUUCUCAUUUUACCUUUAGUAAAAAUGGCGAGUUUACCUUCAUCAUUACGAGAUAAUCAACAUUUAAUGAUUAUACAGCCUUCCACUGUUGUGGUGGCAAGAGGAUCGGAUGCCAGUGGGUCUCGAAAUAUAGCACCUAACCCACUGGGUUUUAAUGUCUGCCCUUGGGAGGUGAUGUAUCCUCUUGGUCGAGUGCCUCCGGAGUACCCAGUAGGUGGCCUGGGACGUGGUUUUACACAAAGUGAAAAGUGGUUACGAGAACUGUUGGUUUCGUAUGGUAUGCCUCAUCACUGGAGUUAUGCCAUACCCAACAGACUUGUUUCGGCUGUAAGUCACCCAUCAUCAUGGCGAUCGCUUUUUCGUUCUUCUCUGGAGUAUGGGUUUCGAUUGCCCCUGCCUGCAUGGUUGUGUGUUGUAAUGCACCGUAUUAAGCUUUCAAUCGAUUCUGUUAGUCCUCGUUUUUGGACUUUCAUCGCUUGUUUUAUUCUGUCAUGUCGUCAAGUUGCGGUUCCACCAUCCCCCGAGUUGUUUUAUGCUUGUUUUUUCUUUCGUCAUGAUCGAGUGGCUUGGGAGCUACACAAACGGAAGUCAGCCAAUAACCUUUGCAAUUCGCUGAGCCAUCUGAAGGGGUCGUGGGAGACGGAAUUUUUUUAUUUUCUUGCCCCGCCUAGUGAGUUUACCUCCGGAGGUAUCACGGUCCCAGCUGACUGGAGUGAAGGUGUUACAGGUGGAUUUCAGGAUCCCGUGAUUGAGGGAGAAAUCGCUUUACAGCAUGAUCGGCUUCUCCGGGAGAGACCCAUUGAUAUAAGUACUCCUGGGGCUCGAGCAAGCUUGUUUCUUGCUGUUUAUGGUAAAGAUUACUCUCACUUUCAGAGGUGUAUGAGGAAUAGAGAAGUGCCAGCAGUGCCUCACUCGUAUGUCGGGGUGCCAAUUCGUGAGAGACCAGAUAAUCCCCCGCGUGGACGGUCGAGAGUUCGUCAUGACCAGUCGAAGAGAACUCGUUCCUGGGUGAGAGGAUCAAGAGAUUCCCCUACUGGGAAGGGUCGCUCUGAGGGGAGAGCCAGAGAUGCUAAAGGAAAAACCCCAGUGGGCGGUAGGGGAACCCUGAAGCAUCAGGGGGAGUCUUCAAGAGCCAACAAAGGUGGAAUUUUGGCUGGUGGUGUCAUAACGUAUGACAGUUUGUGCGAUGCGGGGAAACACUAUCCCGUUUUGAAAGAUGUAGCCACAGGAUCAACUUUUGCUUCUUCUGUUUCAAAGCUGGCGAGGUACGCUGUUGCCAUGGAGUGUCGCCUAGCUAUGGCAGAGCUUCGGGUUACUGAGGCCCGAGAGGAGGCAACUCGUUCUUUGGAAGAAAUGAGAAUCUAUAUGAAGACAAGAGAGGAGCAAUUUUCUUCCAAAUCUUGUGAAUGGAAUGCAGACAUGGUGGAGGCUCAACAACGUGUUGAGGUAGCCACACAAGAGCUGCGUACCUCAGAAGCAGCCGAGGCUGGCCUUCGCGAAAAAGUUGAGCAGCUUCACGCCAGUAUGCGUGAGGAGAGGCUAAUCAGGAGAUCUUUACGGUCGGAGAAUACUGGUUUACACUCAGAAAACACCACCCUCCGAUCAGAGAAUAAUACUCUAUGUCAUCAGUUACAGAUGGCGGUUUCGGGAGUGAUGGAAAAUGUCCAUCGCCUGGCCAGAAGGGCAAUUCAUUGUAUGUAUCCUGCAAGAGAUAUUGAUGACACCCGCCUUCGUCAAGUGGUGGAAGAAUGUGCGACUACUUUGGAACCUGAGGAGGUGACAUCCCAAAAUAUGAAUGUCGUGGAGGAAUGCGCUGGUGCUCCUCAGUCUGGGGAAGCAGCAAGCCAAAUUUCGAUUUUGGAGAUUGAGUUACAUCGCAUCUCGCCACUUUUAGAUGCUGUUUCUGAAGCAAGUCCAAUGGUUGGCACCCCAGUGCAUUCAGACUUUAAUAUCUCGACGGCAAUGUUGUUGGCUGCAACCGAGUUACUCGGCCCAGAGUUUUUUGAGAACUAAAGUUUAUGAAAUUCCCACUUGAAAUAACAUUGUAAAAUAUUAUGUAAGAUACUCGGUCAUGUGUAUAGCUUAGCUUAUAAACACCUGUAGUAGGU